UCGAGCGUCACAGGCCCCGCCCAUAGGGCACGCCGGCGCGGUGCGACCUCACUGAAUCGGGCCAUGUCGCUGGCAGGUGCACCUGAGGUGAUCCGGGCAGCGCAGAAGGACGAUUACUACCUAGGAGGCCUGCGGAGCGCGGCGGGUGGCGCGCUGCACAGCCUAGCGGGUGCAAAGAAAUGGCUGGAAUGGAGGAAAGAGAUUGAACUGCUCUCAGACAUAGCCUACUUUGGCCUCACCACAAUUGCAGGUAGCUACCAGACACUUGGAGAGGAGUACGUUGGGAUCAUCCAGGUGGACCCAUCCCAGCAGCGAGUGCCCUCCAGGCUCCGCCGUGGGGUGCUGGUCACACUGCACGCUGUCUUGCCCUACCUGCUGGACAAGGCGCUGCUGCCCCUGGAGCAGGAACUGCAAACCGAUGGUGACAGUACACGGGCUUCACAGGGAAGUCUGCUAUCUGGAGGACGCAGCCGAUCAGGGGCAAGGCGCUGGGUGCGCCACCAUGCAGCCACCCUGACGGAACAGCAAAGGAGGACGCUCCAGCGGGCAGUCUUUAUCCUUAGACAGGGCCUUGCCUGCCUCCAUCGGUUCCAUGUUGCUUGGUUUUAUAUCCACGGUGCCUUCUAUCACCUGGCCAAGAGACUAGCAGGGAUCAGCUAUCUCCGGACUCGCCGCCUGCCUGGAGAGGACCUGAGGGCUCGUACAAGCUACCGACUGCUGGGACUCAUCUCCCUGUUGCAUCUGGCACUGUCCAUUGGGCUGCAGUUGUAUAGCUUCAGGCAGAAGCAGCGAGCUAGGAAGGAGUGGAGGCUGCACCGCAACCUGUCCCACCGCAGGAGUUCCCUGGAAGACAGAGCUGUUUGCAGAACCCCACUAUGCACCCUGUGCUUGGAGGAACGAAGACACUCCACAGCUACACCUUGUGGCCAUCUCUUCUGCUGGGAGUGCAUUACUGAGUGGUGCAACACUAAGACAGAGUGUCCCCUGUGCAGGGAGAAGUUUCCACCCCAGAAGCUGGUCUACCUGAGGCACUACCGCUGAUCAUCACCAAACAGCUCUAAGAAGUGGAUGGAAGUUCACAGCGUUUAUCCUCAGCACUGUGAUUGCACAGAAGUAUAAAAUCCUCACAUACUGUUCUUUGUUAUGUAAGCUACUACAGUUACCUGGGAAGAGAAAGGGUCAGGGGCAAAUGGGCAAUACUCCGUAUGGGGUAGGAGAGUCUGUUGCCCCUUAUCAUGGCUUCUUCCGAGUUUCUGGAGGUAAUGGGUUCCUCCUCCCUUCCCAAGCCACACAGAUGAAAACUGCUUCAGAAGUUGGGGGGUGAGGAGGGUUAACUCAGGCCUGUGUGAGAGGCAGGGAUGAGAGUUAGGGUAGAAGAGAAGCACUGCACUGUGGGCUCCACACCAACCAAGGUCCGCACUCCUAACACACUUGCCACAUGCUUAUUAAUACAUGUUGCCAACUCCUUAAGAAAAAUGAAGGUCUUCAUCUUGGCCUAUGGGUAGGAAUGGGGGCUCCCUGAGUUGCAGAUUCUUUUAAUUGUAUGAAAGUUCACACAUGCCAUGGCACAUGCACAGAGAUCAGAGAACUUGCAGGAGUUGGUUCUUUUUGUCGAGGUUUUCAGGGAGUAAGUUCAGGUUGGGCUGGGCAUCAGCAUCUUUACUUUUGAACAUCUCACCUACCUGGCAGAAUUGGCUUGGAAAUAAACCAAUUUUCAUGUGUCUCAGAUACCAGUCCUCUGAGGAAGUUAGGUGAGUCGUAUCUGCUUGGAGGCCUAAAUGAACAAGUGUGACCUGCUUACCCAAUGUCACUUCUGUGUCCAGCUCCCUCUUGGCUUGUCCCUAGCUUGUUUCUUGCCUCCAUUUGACAUUUCCAAGCUUUUAAAAUUAAUUCAUGUCAAAGACAACCUGGCACAUCUUUUAAGAGACUUAAUUUCACAGAGUAGGUACAUUAAGAACAGAUCUGCUGGGGCAGUGGUGGCGCUCGCCUUUAAUCCCAGCACUCGCGAGGCAGAGGCAGGUGGAUCUUUGUGAGUUCGAGGCCAGCCUGGUCUACAGAGCGAGAUCCAGGAAAGGCGCAAAGCUACACAGAGAAACCCUGUCUCGGAAAACCAAAAAAAAAAAAAAAAAAAAAAAGAAGAAAGAAAGAAAAAAAAAGAAAAAGAACAGAAGAUCUAGCUGGGCCUGGUGGUGCACACCUUUAAUCCCAGCACUCGGGAGGCAGAGGCAGGCGGCUCUCGGUUAGUUCAAGGCCAGCCUGGUCUACAGAGCUAGUUCAAGGACAGUCAGGGCUACACAGAGAAACCGUGUCUCGAAAAGACAAAAACACAAACAAAAAACCCCAGGAGAUCUAGAAAGACUUCAUAAAACAGUGUGACGGUGUCCUGAUAGAGCCUUUGGUCUAAAGCCCAGCCACCAGCAGUGGUGUUUGAUGUCGCAAUAUUCCUUGUGAAGUCCCCUUACCAAGAGCAGGAACCAUCCCUCUGGGUGGAGCAGGGGACCAAGACUGACAUAAGGAAACUUUAGGGACCCUGUGGGAACCUGGAACACAACUCUACAGUUGUCUGCACUACCCCAUUUGUAACUCAUUGCUCUGGCCAGGUACUCCCAACUUUCUUUCCAUUGUACCUUGAGCUUAGUCAGUGAUGAGGAAAAUAACGUGGAAAAUAUAAACAAAAAUGUCCAUAUUCGAACCCCAAGUGUUCACAUGGUUUAAAACAAAACAAACAAACAAACAAAAAAACCCUUAGAACAUCAUUAGAAAAUGAUGGGUUGAGUAUACGAAAUGUGGCUCUAAAAGGAGCAUCAUAGUGUCAAUAAAAGAAAACCCAGGUGACUGACUUAUUCAGCACCUAAAACUGUAGGAUGGAUGAGAAACACCACUGAGUAGGGUUCUGAAUAGGUCACAGCCUGGAGAAAAAGCCUACUUGCACUUGACAGCCUCUGUCCCCUCUAUACCUGCGGUGUUUGCUCUCUCUCUCCUGGUGCCACUUGGUAUAAUGGUUCCCCUCCGACAGCUGUCAACAGCAAGCUGGGCUUCAGCAGAAUGACUAUGGUGUAGACGAAGACUAUACAAGCAAGGGACACUUUCUUUAAUAAAGUUGGAAUUUAAAAUUCA
Messenger RNA from Peromyscus californicus insignis, 3117 nucleotides. It is a transcript of the gene Pex10, whose product is annotated as peroxisomal biogenesis factor 10. The record is from RefSeq and is a predicted model, not a curated record. NCBI's taxonomy places the organism in Eukaryota, Metazoa, Chordata, Mammalia, Rodentia, Cricetidae. Gene Ontology annotation, molecular function: zinc ion binding. Gene Ontology annotation, cellular component: peroxisomal membrane. Gene Ontology annotation, biological process: protein import into peroxisome matrix. The coding region runs from base 64 to 1041 and encodes 325 amino acids. The transcript has 6 exons.